AUGGUCAAACUCUUUAUGCAAAUUGAUUCGAAUGAUGACUGCUUAAAACUGCAAAGUGAUAUUAAUCAAUUCCUUGAGUUGUUCGACAAACUUAAUCUAUCUCUAAACAUAUCCAAAUGUAAGGUCAUGACUUUCACCAGAUCUCGUACUUCUUUAGUUUUCCCUUACCACCUGCGUGACACUGUAAUUUCACGUUGUAAUGAUUUUAUAAUGGAUCUUGGGUUUAAAUUUACUAGCCAUUUGGACCCGAGCCUUCACAUUGAAAUAAUUUGCUGUUCUGCUCUAAAAACAUUGGGCUUUGUUAUGAGGUUGGCUAAAGACUUUGGCCUUAAAUCUUCUCUUAAGGCUCUCUAUUGUUCUAUUGUACGGCCUAUACUUGAGUAUGGUGCUGUAAUUUGGGACCCACAUACUGCUGUUAAUGCUUGUCAGUUAGAAAGGGUUCAGCGUAGGUUUUUCCGGUUUGCCAGCUAUUUACUGGGCAUUGAUUGUCCGCCUCAUGACUAUACACCUGUUGCCACUAAUCUUGGUUUAGUUACUUUAGCUGAGCGCCUAUGUUACUUUGGUAAUAAAUUUUUAAAAGAUUUACUGACUGGUGUUAUUGAUUCUCCUUCUUUACUUGCCCUAGUUGCAUUUAAAGUUCCUCCUGUUCUACUGCUAUGUUUCAUAUACACUUUAGUUCCACCAAUUACAUGCAAAAUGAACCUUUAA
Messenger RNA from Myzus persicae (green peach aphid), 708 nucleotides. RefSeq lists its product as uncharacterized. Lineage: Eukaryota; Metazoa; Arthropoda; Insecta; Hemiptera; Aphididae. The transcript has a single exon. The coding region runs from base 1 to 708 and encodes 235 amino acids. The record is from RefSeq and is a predicted model, not a curated record.